Molecule: messenger RNA, 1062 nt
Organism: Pollicipes pollicipes
Lineage: Eukaryota; Metazoa; Arthropoda; Thecostraca; Pollicipedomorpha; Pollicipedidae
Product: serpin I2-like
Exons: 4
Coding region: 1-1062 (353 amino acids)
Molecular function (GO): serine-type endopeptidase inhibitor activity
Source: RefSeq, a predicted model, not a curated record
AUGACGAGGCGCAAUACCGGCGCCUGGCUGGCACCACUCGUGCUGCUGGCAACGUUGGGAGGCGCCUCUGUGCCCACUGGCCUGGACAUGAAGCUGCUCAAGGAGGUGACGUCGGGUCCGGUGGACAACCAUGUGAUCGCACCGUUCCUGAUAUCGUUGCUGAUGUCGCAGGUCUGGCUGGGCGUCGAAGGUACCACCAGAGCUGAGAUGACGCCUGUGCUGGGAAUGUCCGGCCCAUACGACAGAUCCUUCCUCGGCGGCUACCGUUCGGCCUUGGCGGUCUUGUCGAAAAACAGCAACGGCAUCACGGUGUCACGGUUCAGCAGGAUCUAUCACACGCACAGGUACAGCGUGCGUCGCAUCUUCAGCGACCUGCUGGCGAACUUCUACGGGUCUGGAGUGGAGUUGUUGCCCAGAGACGCCAGGAAGGCUGCCCAGGUCAUCAACAAGCAGGUGUCGGUAGCAACGCGCGGACGCAUCAGGGGCCUGGAGAACACUGCCGACCUCACCUACGCUGCACUGGUGCUCAUCAGCGCUGUGCAUUUCAAGGGCACUUGGCUUUAUCGCUUCAAGAAGGACGGGCAGAAGUCGUUCUUAACGUCGUAUGGUGAUCGGAGGAUAGACAUGAUGAAGGUGGAAGCGAGGCUUGGCAUCGCCGGCCAGCCAAACUUUGAUGUAGUGGAGUUGCCAUACCAAAACCAAGAUUACAGCUUGUUGGUGCUGCGCCCGCGCUUUCGAACCCUGGGUGCCGUGGCCACGGUCCGCAAGUCUCUGGACAGCCUGAACGUGACCUGGCUACACAGCCAGCUGCAUCAGACGAAGGUACGUGUAGUGAUGCCGUCCUUCAAGCUCGAGCGUGGCUAUGAGCUGCCCUUCUACAUGAAAAACCUGGGCAUCAAGCAGAUUUUCCACCAGGCGUCAAAUUUCCGCGGCAUGUCGACGGACAAGAUGUUUGUCAGCAACAUCAUCCACAAGGCGGUGAUGGAGUGGACCGCCGUCGGUCUGCCGCUAGUAGACCACCGUCUGUCUGUCACCGAUGAACUACCGUCUGUCUGCCGCUAG